GAAUACGUUGACGAGUUCGGAGACAACUGUACAAAAUGGUUUGAAUGCUAUACGACAACACAAUUUGAAUUCGACUUUCUCGAAUUCAACGCAGCAACUAUUCAUAUCAUUGCUCUUUACCUUUCCGAACAAGAACAAGACCUCGCAGAUGGAGAUGUUGUUACUGUCGUCAUGAAAACUCCUGAACAAUUCGGAAAAAAGAAGUCUCUAAUUGCCAAAUUUGUUCCAGGACAUCAGCUUUUCCAACGCACAGAAGUCUUCUGUAUUCCUGGAACUAAGUUCUUUGUCAAGAGCGAACUCAAACAAAGAUAUAAUGUGUCAUUCAAUUACACAUUAUAUAAUGUUUUCGACCCAGAAGAAGACUUCUUCCCAGAAGCAAUGGAAGAGGAAGAAGAAGAGAAACACGAAGAAGAGAAACACGAAGAGUCCUCCGAAUUCACACCAGAAGACUAA
Trichomonas vaginalis G3 is the source of this 453-nucleotide messenger RNA. RefSeq lists its product as uncharacterized. Lineage: Eukaryota; Parabasalia; Trichomonadida; Trichomonadidae. The annotation marks the transcript as partial. The record is from RefSeq and is a predicted model, not a curated record. The transcript has a single exon.